GUCGGAUAUCCAAGAGAACAAAAAAGAUUAUUAAAAAUAGUAAAAAAAAUAAAAUAAAAAUCCCACUAUUUUCUCACAAUUCACACCUACCCCGCAAUUUGAAGAACAAAGAAUGCUGUCUUUUUUCAAUUUUGAGUCAAUUUUGUAGCAAACUAGAAUGCGUUCACUUCAGCCUGGUUGAAAAUGUCAGCUGAUAAAAUGCAUUUACCACUCAAAUUUAUUCUAAUUUGUUUCCUAUCAUCGUAUAUUCUUGCUUCAGAAAUAGAAUCAGUGAGAAAUCGCAUCGUCCCACAUGCAAAUUCAGCUCGAACUUUCAAGAAAGUUCAAAAUUUCACAGAUUCUAGCGAAAAGUUGGAAUCUUUGCAGAAAUCUCAGGUGAUUCUGAGCUGGAACGCCACAAUUUCAAGCGAGAACAGGACUUUCAAAGUGGGAUUUUUCUCCCCGAAUGAUGAAUAUUGGUAUUUUGGGAUUUGGUAUGCUUCAAUCCCGAUUCCAGCAUAUAUCUGGGUCGCAAACCGCGAUAAACCCAUCAAGAAUUUGCCGUCGGCAGCUGCGGAGAUCACCGACGACGGCAAGUUGGCCGUGGUAGAGCAAGAUUCAAGAAACAUUAUGUGGGAAUCGAACAAUGUCGAAGAAGGAAGUGAUUUGAGGCUGUUAGAGCAAGGGGAUUUGCUGCUGUUGAGCAGUGACGGCCGGAUCGUGUGGCGGAGCUUCGAUUUUCCGACGGACACGUGGCUUCCCGGCAUGAACUUGACGGCGGAGCGGCGGCUGACUGCUUGGAGGAGCUCAGUUGAUCCCGCUCCGGGCAGGUAUUCUCUGCGGUUGAAUCCACCUUAUUAUGGUGAAAUUGCACUUGUUUAUAGUAAUGAUAAUGAUAGUAGUGUUGGUGAGAAUAAUCUUUUUACAUAUUGGACUACUGGAAAUUGGAGUGGAAAUGCAUUUGCUGGUGUGCCUCAAAUGACAAUUCCAUACAUAUAUAGGUUUGAAUUUGUAGAUCCUUUUACUCCAAUGGCGACCUUCGGCUACACGGAGGUGCCGUUGGAGAGUGGGAUGAAGCCUCCAUUGACGAGGUUUGUCCUCGAUCAUAUGGGGCAGCUGAAGCAGUUUACAUGGUCUCCACCGAGUGAAGUGUGGAACACUUUUUGGUCGCAGCCAGAUAAUAUAUGUAGAGUGUAUGCAUUGUGUGGGAAUUUGGGGUUGUGCAAUGGCAACCCUCUGAGUCCUUGUCAAUGCUUGAACGGUUUUAGGCCGUUGAGUAGUGUUUCGUGGAGUAAGGAUGAUUUUGCAGAUGGUUGUUUGCGCGAAGGUGAUGGUACAUGUAGUGAGAGUGAUAAGUUUGAGGAAGUUGGAGGCGUGAGUCACGAUAGAACGAUGGUUGUGUCGUUCAGUGGUAGUAGGAGCGAGUGUGAGAGUGCGUGCUUGAAGAAUUGUUCUUGCGUAGGUUUGUAUCAUAACUCGGAUAGUAACUUGUGCAAGAAUCUGUAUGGUUCUCUUUUGAACUUGCGUAAUGUUACUUCUGAUAACAAGAUUAAGGAUAACUUGUGUGUGAGGGUGGAGACGGUUGGUGCCGGCAAGAAGAGGAAGACAAAGAGCAAGGAGACGACUCUUUUGAUUGGAAUGAUAUGUGGGUUUCUUGUGAUUCUGAGUGUAGGAACUGUAAAUGUGUAUUUGAGAAGGAGAAAGAUUAUGAGAAGGAAGAGAGAAGACAACGGUGGGUAUCUAGUUACGAAUCUAAGGGUGUUUUCUUAUAAAGAGCUCCAUGGUGUGACUAGGGGUUUCUCAGUGAAGUUAGGUCAUGGAGGGUUUGGAGCGGUUUUUCAAGGCGUGUUGUCGGAUUCCGCUGCCGUGGCUGUGAAGCGUCUUGAGAGGCCUGGUGGUGGUGAGAAGGAAUUCAGAGCGGAGGUGUGCACUAUUGGAAAUAUUCAGCAUGUUAAUUUGGUGAGAUUAAGGGGAUUUUGUUCCGAAAACUCGCACCGUCUCUUGGUUUAUGACUACAUGCCAAAUGGACCACUUAGCAUGUACUUGAAACACGGUAGUCAGAGUCUGAGUUGGGAUGUGAGGUUUCGGAUUGCUGUUGGGACAGCGAGAGGGAUAGCUUAUUUACACGAAGAGUGUCGACACUGCAUCAUACAUUGUGAUAUAAAGCCUGAGAAUAUACUAUUAGAUGAGAAUUUUUCGGCUAAGGUAUCGGAUUUUGGCUUGGCGAAGUUGAUCGGGAGAGACUUUAGCAGGGUGCUGGCAACCAUGCGGGGCACAUGGGGGUAUGUUGCACCGGAGUGGAUCUCUGGCGUUGCGAUCACGUCGAAAGCUGAUGUGUAUAGCUACGGGAUGACGUUAUUGGAGUUGGUAGGUGGCAGGCGCAAUGUGGAGGGACCGCCUUCUGCUGGUGGAGGUGGAGAGAGUGAGAAGGAGAAGUGGUUUUUCCCGCCUUGGGCGGCACGCCAGAUAAUUGAGGGAAACGUUGCGGCAGUCGUUGACCAGAGGCUUGGCCGCGCGUAUGAUGAGGCGGAGGCGGCGCGUGUCGGAUUAGUUGCCGUGUGGUGCAUACAGGACGAUGAAUCUACUAGACCGACGAUGGGGAUGGUGGUGAAAAUGCUGGAAGGAGUGGUGGAGGUCUCCAUUCCACCUCCUCCAAAGCUGCUUCAAGCAUUGGUUUCCGGUGAAUCCUUUCAAGGCGUCGUGCCUGAUUCGGGGAGAAGGGCUCCACAGCUGGAUGGUGGCAGUUUUGAUGCUAACUCCUCGAUCUCCAUAGACUCGAAGGAUUCCAAAUCAUCGCAAUAACUUCUCUUCGUUGUGUUUUCACAUGUUGAGUGACAACCUAUUGAUAACAAUUUGAACAGGGUUAGCAGUGGAUGCUUGAAAGACACGAUCGAGUCUUUCAAUGGCGAAGCAGGACUGACCCUUUACUGGGCUGCUGUCACAUUGGACAAGCUACGAUCUUCGAGAAGCCUAUGAGACAUGCUAUGAACACAGUGGCGAAGUGACAACCGGCACAAGGAGAGAUGGUAAACUAGUUGUUCUGCUGCAGCUUCGCUGAUGUAUAUAUAUUGCUUCUUGCAACUGUUUAGGCUUUAGCUUAAGAUGCUGUUAUGAUCAUAUGAAUCCUCAAACUUUUUAUCUUAUAUUAUGAUUAAGUGUUUUUUA
Molecule: messenger RNA, 3144 nt
Organism: Salvia miltiorrhiza (redroot sage)
Lineage: Eukaryota; Viridiplantae; Streptophyta; Magnoliopsida; Lamiales; Lamiaceae
Product: G-type lectin S-receptor-like serine/threonine-protein kinase SD2-2
Exons: 2
Coding region: 184-2781 (865 amino acids)
Biological process (GO): recognition of pollen; protein phosphorylation
Molecular function (GO): protein serine/threonine kinase activity; ATP binding
Source: RefSeq, a predicted model, not a curated record